AUGGACGGACAAACGUUAAACUCACCCACUUCUCCCAUUAUGUCGCCAGAGGCAGUUAACAUGACAUAUACUCAAGCUUUCCUGAACGCACGCCCAAAAGAGGCUUUUGAUGCGAUUCAACUAAGAUUAAGAAAGGCUAAACAGCUAAAUGACGAAUUAGCUUUAUAUUUCAGUGAAAGAGCUGCGAUUGAGGACGCUUAUGUAAAAAGUCUUCAAAGAUUAUCAUCAAAAAGACAUUUAAUAGCCGACAGGUCAAUCUUGGGUGCUUUCUCGAAUGUUUGGGAUCCACUUUUUCAUGAAAUUGCCGAAAUAUCAAACAUACACUCCUUAUUUGUCGAUAGAAUCUCUGAAGAAGUUGAAACUCCUAUACGCGGAAUAACUACAUCUGAAGACUGGUCGCAACUAAAAAAUGUAUCGAAAGAUCACGAGGAGAGGCUUCUGAAAGUUAACAAGCUCAAAUCUAAGAACGAAAAACUCUCAGGGAAAAAACACGAAGCUUCUGAGAUGAAGCUUAAGGAAGUUCAGAAAGCUCUAGACAAUCUUCAGAAUGAAUGGUUGCAAGAAGCGCCGCAUAUAUUAGAAAAAUACCAAUCAGUUGAUGAAACGCGUCUUACUAAUCUUAAAGAGAGCAUUGCGCGCUUUGAAACUAUACAAGUUGAAACCUGUCAAAAAAGAAUAGAGUCUUCUAAUAUUUCUGUCACAACAACAAACCACAAUAACUCAAAAAUAAUAAGAGCCGCUAUUGGUACAAUACGGCGUAAGAGAACAGCAUCAUCCAACAAUUCCUCAGAAAUGACAAGUCAUAUAAAACUCGAGGGAGGUGAAGAGUUUAAUACUAUGCCACACCAUACCGAUAACCAUUUUCAUCAACCAGAAAAUUCUUCCACGUUAGCCGAUAGUUCAAUACCAAAAGUGGUUGUCGAUAGUGAUGCCCCUCCUCCGGAUUUAAGUUCAUAUGAAUUUUCAGGUGAUGAAGAUUCUGAUACAAAACCAGAAGCAAUGAGAAUUCACGUUGAAAUCAAGAAUGAAGCCAUUCCUGAAAAUAAUGAAGAGGCAGCAGAAACUGCUAUUCAGCAGGUUACUAAUACCUUGAGAUCGCAAAGCACUCUGAGCUUGGGUCGGAAUCGUCGUGGACGAAGAGAAAGUCAAUAUAGGAGGAGGACUAUUCUCGAUUCUGAUAACAUCGGUAAUGGUGUUUUCUCUGAUUCCCCUAUUGAAACACGACCAGCCGUAACUCCGGAAAUGAGUAGCUCGACAUCUUCACCGACUUCAUUGACAUCUUCGGAAGCUAAUUAUCGGGGACAGCCUAAUUCUUCAAAAAUUUCGCAAGGAUUGCGUGCAACCAUUUCUGAGGUGUUGAAUGUUAUCCUCAAAGGCGGCGAAGUGGCAAAAAUAUCAAUAACGGGAGAAAUAAGUCUUGUCUCAAAUCGCAAUAUUAUCCAACCUAUAAAACUCAAAGUAACAAACUUUUCCAUGCUGGAUAAAACUGCGCCAAAUGCAUCGUAUAUUAAUCCAAGCACAUCAGGCGAAGCGGGUGAAUACGAAGUUAACACGGAAAUGCUGGCCCUUACAGGCGGUGCACCAGUCGUAAUCAUGAAAUAUCAAGUGCACAUAGAUCCGGAUCAUAAGAACGAAUAUGUGCCAAUUUCAAUUAUUCCACAGUGGAAAUGUGAACCAAACAAAACAGCUUUUGCAAUAAAUUAUCAGCCAAACUCUCAUUUUAAGUUCUCUGGGACUCUUUCAGAUCUUUCAUUUUUGAUACCAGUUGACGGCGAAGUAGUUGGAAACGCUGCCUACUCUAAUCCGACUGGUAUUUGGAACGGUGAAAAACAGAGAAUUUUAUGGCAGAUUGGCGACUUUGAUCUUUCCUCUACUGAAAGCAAACGUCUUUUGGCACGGUUUGACACUAAAAAGAAUUCAAACCCAGCCCCGGCUGCGGUAAAAUUCACUUAUAAGGGACAAUUGCUGAGCAAUAUUUCUUUGGAAGCUAAAGUAACAUGCCAGGUGGUAAGUGGUAAAUACCUCGCCUCGCAAUGA
Ambispora leptoticha is the source of this 2037-nucleotide messenger RNA. The record is from the annotation of a GenBank genome assembly. NCBI's taxonomy places the organism in Eukaryota, Fungi, Glomeromycota, Glomeromycetes, Archaeosporales, Ambisporaceae.